AUGGCAGCUGACAUUGCAACUGAAUCAUUUGAACAAGGUGACAAAGUUACCUUGAGAGUUUUGGUGGACAAACAAAAGAGCAAAGUUGUGUAUGCUGAAGCAGGGAAGGAUUUUGUUGAUGCUCUUUUCAGCUUCUUAACAUUGCCUUUAGGUACUAUUGCAAGACUUGUGGCAAAGGAGUCAGAUAUUGAAGCAGUGAUAUUUGGCAGCAUUAAUUCACUGUAUCAAAGUGUGACAGAUCUUGAUCAACAAUAUCUAUUUAAUCAAACCUGCAAAGAAAUGCUACUAACGCCCAGAAACUUCAUGGAAAGUUUAAUUCAGCAUAUGAAACUGAACAUAGACAACACACCUGUGCAGUAUUUUGCAUGCGAGGACUGGCAGUUUUGUAGGGGAGAUAUAAGUGGGACCCGUGUAACUACUUUUAGGAAUCAGAAAUGCAUUUGUGGAAAGCGUUUGAAUGCACCAUCUCUCUUUCACGUUGUCCCGAUUACUGAUGUGAAUGGCUUUUUUAAGGAUACUGCUACUUUUUUAAUUCGGGAUGAUUUUUGUGUGAUGCCUGAUGAUCUCGAAACAAGUCUGUUUUUGCUUAAGAAGCAAGGAUUCAGUGACUUUGCAAAUGUAGAGAAAAAAACGCUACAUAUCACCAAGAAUGAGGUAGUUGAUCUUCUCAAGUUGUCCUUGCUCUCCAAAACUCCUAUGACAGACUUUAUCUUUAAAAAUGGGAAAUUUGCUAAACCAAACUCAACAUUCCAGUCUGAGAUUAGGAUUGGAAAGGACUUACCAUCUGACCAGGGUAAUCAUAUGGUUGUGAAAGUACUGAGAAGAAAAUCAAACAGAAAGAUUUUGUUUGCUACAUCAGAGGAAGAUUUUGCAGACUUUCUUUUCAGCUUUCUUACGUUCCCCUUAGGAGGAGUAUUGCAAAUUCUAGAAGGAUUAUCUUCUAUAAGCAGCAUUGAUGUUUUAUAUACAAGCAUGACUGAAUUGAGUUCAGAUCAAUUUUUAAGGUCUAAGGUACUCAAAGACGAGCUAGCUGAUCCUCGUAUAUUUCCAGGAUUUAAACUCAAGAACCAGAUACUGCCAAUUGGAACACGUGAAUUAACUUCCAAGUUAGUUAAUGGUACACUUGCGACAUUUGUCGAUCCCAAUUAA
Messenger RNA from Medicago truncatula (barrel medic), 1149 nucleotides. RefSeq lists its product as uncharacterized. The record is from RefSeq and is a predicted model, not a curated record. The transcript is spliced from 2 exons. Lineage: Eukaryota; Viridiplantae; Streptophyta; Magnoliopsida; Fabales; Fabaceae. The coding region runs from base 1 to 1149 and encodes 382 amino acids.